This is a messenger RNA of Oppia nitens, 1392 nucleotides long. It is a transcript of the gene Gcat, whose product is annotated as 2-amino-3-ketobutyrate coenzyme A ligase, mitochondrial-like. Gene Ontology annotation, molecular function: glycine C-acetyltransferase activity; pyridoxal phosphate binding. The record is from RefSeq and is a predicted model, not a curated record. The coding region runs from base 38 to 1321 and encodes 427 amino acids. Gene Ontology annotation, biological process: biosynthetic process; L-threonine catabolic process. NCBI's taxonomy places the organism in Eukaryota, Metazoa, Arthropoda, Arachnida, Sarcoptiformes, Oppiidae. The transcript is spliced from 5 exons.
GAAGUCUAUGCAAUGAUAAUACUAUUAAUCAGAAAACAUGAAUUCCUUAUUUAAAGCAAAUAAUCAAUGUUUGAAGCAAUCAAUAGAAAUAUUGUGGAAAACUAAUCAAUCAUUAAUAAAACGGAAUAAUUGGUCGACGACUAAGACUAUUAUUAAUAAUGAAUUGGAAAAUAUAAGAAAUUCUGGAGUUUGGAAGUCUGAACGGGUCAUCACUUCCAAACAGGACUCGCAUAUCAAUGUCGAUGGAAAGACUCAACAAGUUAUCAAUUUUUGUGCCAACAAUUACCUCGGAUUAUCAAGUCAUCCGGAAGUUAUUAAAGCCGCUAAAGAAGCUCUCGAUAAAUACGGUUCGGGUUUGAGUUCUGUAAGAUUUAUUUGCGGCACUCAAGACAUACACAAACAACUUGAAUCCAAAAUCGCCGCUUUUCAUGGCAGAGAAGAUGCUAUUCUAUACGCCAGUUGUUUUGAUGCAAACGCUGGACUUUUUGAAGCACUUCUUAGUGCCGAAGAUGCCAUCAUUUCGGAUGAAUUAAAUCACGCGUCAAUUAUUGAUGGCAUUCGUCUGUCAAAAGCUCAGAGAUUUCGAUACAAACACCGAAAUAUGGAUGACUUGGAAAAUAUAUUAAAAAAUAGUCAAUCGUUUAGAAUUAGACUCAUUGCAACUGAUGGUGUCUUCAGUAUGGAUGGAAAUGUGUCUCCACUCGACCACAUCUGUCGUUUAGCCAAACAAUAUGACGCUAUAGUGUUUGUAGACGAAGCCCAUUGCACCGGCUUUUUCGGUAAGACAGGUCGUGGAAGUGAACAAUAUUUCAAUAUUCAAGGAAAAGUAGAUAUAAUAAACUCAACGCUGGGUAAAGCAUUGGGAGGCGCCGCUGGAGGCUAUACUACGGGGAGUAAAGAACUUAUUGAUUUGUUACGACAGCGAUCGCGGCCUUAUUUGUUUUCAAAUUCAUUGCCGCCACCCGUAGUGGCCGCCGCCUCAAAGGUGUUUGAUUUGUUGACUCAAAGCUCGGCGUUGACUGAAAUUGUCGAAAGAAACACAUUUGCCUUCAGAAGUGAAAUGAAAAGUUUUGGAUUCAAUAUUUUGGGAGACAAUCAUCCCAUUUGUCCAGUUUUUAUCGGUGAUGCCCGACUCGCAUCAACUUUUGCAGACCUAAUGCUCGAAAAUGGUAUUUAUGUCAUUGGAUUCAGUUAUCCAGUGGUUCCUAAAGGAAAGGCAAGAAUUCGGGUUCAGAUAUCAGCCGCACAUUCGGAUAAAGACAUCAAACAGACAGUCGAAGCCUUCGUCAAAGUCGGCAGAAAAUUAAAUGUAAUUCAAUAAUACAAUCAAUCAAUACUUUACAAUCUAUAUAUCCAAUUAAUUAUAUUACAACUUAUAUAAUAGAUAUAUCA